Phycomyces blakesleeanus NRRL 1555(-) is the source of this 390-nucleotide messenger RNA. RefSeq lists its product as hypothetical. Lineage: Eukaryota; Fungi; Mucoromycota; Mucoromycetes; Mucorales; Phycomycetaceae. The transcript is spliced from 3 exons. Bases 1 to 390 code for a protein of 129 amino acids. The record is from RefSeq and is a predicted model, not a curated record.
AUGGAGAAAACAUACCUUGCCACGAGUCGUCACACUUCUUACAUAGAGGCAUUUUUUAUCUUUAUAAAGCUACGAAUUCUCAAGGAGAGAUCAAAGACAUUUUGGAAAACCUUUAUUCGACGAAACACAUUUGAGGCGUAUGGGCAUUACAAAAGUAGCUUGGAACUCGCUGGUGUAAAGAGAGAGAAGGCUUACAUAAACAAUAAUGAAGAUUAUGAGGCCUGUAUUAUCAAGGAGUGGGAGCAAAUGGACCGAGCCUUUAGAGCUAAUCAUGUUGUCAGUAUGUCCGAUAGGAUUAAGGUUAUAAUUUUCUACCUGUGGUGGAAACACCAAAUACUAAAGCGAAAAUCUCUUUUAGCUUUUAUAAAACAUUCAAUGUGCUUUGCUUGA